Messenger RNA from Cylicocyclus nassatus, 324 nucleotides. NCBI's taxonomy places the organism in Eukaryota, Metazoa, Nematoda, Chromadorea, Rhabditida, Strongylidae. The record is from the annotation of a GenBank genome assembly.
AUGGACUCGAAAAACAGAACUCUAAUUCUUUACAAGCAGUCAUUCACGUAUAGUGAGAAGCAGAACCUCUCCAUGCAAGUGAGGUAUAGCUCGGUACCACUUCAGCAACAGACUGCUAAAACCCUUUUGAUUGUCGCUGCUCGCGCUAAUAAUGCACAUGCAGUCAGAUGUCUUAGCCUGGACCAAAACGUCUUGAAUGAGACAGAUAAUGAGGGAUGGUCUGCUUUACUUAAUGCUGCCUAUAAAAGACACUUCGAUAUCGUAAAGAUUCUUCUGGAAGCAGGAGAUUUGCCAGAUAUGAUGGGUUGGAGUCCGCUGAUAUGA